Molecule: messenger RNA, 2220 nt
Organism: Coregonus clupeaformis (lake whitefish)
Lineage: Eukaryota; Metazoa; Chordata; Actinopteri; Salmoniformes; Salmonidae
Exons: 4
Coding region: 1327-1962 (211 amino acids)
Source: RefSeq, a predicted model, not a curated record
UUUUGGAAACAAGAUACAAGCAACAUCGGCGAGUCAGCACGCUCAUUGGUGAACUUGUUUUUGCAAUGCAGCAUGCGACGACAUGCAGAGUUGAACCAAUCCUCAUCAGUUUGGGCAAAUCCAAGGGUCCUAAAGAGCUACCUCCAACCACCAGGAGCCUGUCACUUGCAAAACAGUCAACCACUCAGUAGCACUUUGCCCAAGCGUGUCCGAAAUCGCACAAUCAUGUCCGACAUCGCUCUACCACCACCUGAUGAGGAGGAACACCCUUGGCUGUAUCUAAAAAUAAAUGUUUCCUUUUCUCGGAAUGAAGGAUUUAUCCUACCGGAUGAAAUGUCUGUUAUGUUUACCAAAAGUUCAGGAAAUACUAGCGUUCAAGAACUCACCUUCGAACCUAAAAAAAACACACAUUGAGAGAAAGCAUGUACACCAUCUUAAGAAGUAUGGAGAACUGACGGCAAACACUGAAGAGAAAACAUGCCCCUAAGACUCCCUCCACCAUCAAGGAGAGCACAUUACUGAAGACGGUGUCUCAAAAAUCCAUCGACAAAGCUGUGGUGAAGUAUGUGGUCCAAGGGCUCCAACCAUUCGCUGUUGUAGAACAAGAACCAUUCAGAAAGUUUGUCCAGGAUCUGCAGCCUAACUCAAAUAUCUUAUCAAGGCCCACACUGCCCUCCAGGAUUGAUGAAGCCUCCACGGAAAUGAAGAAGGUGACUGAGGCCAUGAGAGGAGUUAACCACAUCGCCACCACCACCGACUGCUGGUCUGCAUUUGAUGUGUUGGCAGGUGCCCUAAAUGACAUUCAUACUGAGUUUGAAAUCUGGGGUAAGAUUGUGAGAACAACAACAGACAACGGCUCUAACUUCUUGAAAGCUUUCCAAGUUUUUGGAGAAGAUGAUAACAACGAGGCAGUGGAAGCAGUGGGUGGUGAAGCAGCUCAGCCAGGACAGGAAGAGGAACAAGAGGAGAGUGAAGAAGUGGAGUUUGUUGAUGUGGCAACGAUCCUGAAUGAAGAUGAUGGUUUUGAGUACCAGCUGCCGAAGCACCUACUCAACUUAGUAUCUACAGUCGAUGCCCUGAAAGCUACAUCCAGUGAGGCUUACAAAAAAGUGUCCCGUUCAACAUUUGGCAAGUGCCAAGCACUUUGGAACAAAUGCUGAAGAUCCACGCUGCGCCCGAAUGCUACAAGGUGGAACUCCUGGUUCAUGGCUGUAGAAAGACUCCCGAGGAUCGUCAAAGACAAAGGAGAGGCGGCCGUCAGAGUUCUCUGCACAGACUUCGAGGUUCCAAUUUUCAAUCCAGCUGAACUCGCCUUCCUCACAGAGUAUGCUGCACACAAUGAGCCCAGUCGCAAAGGCCAUCAACAUCCUGCAGGCUGAAACCAAUGUCCAGAUGGGGUGGCUACUUCCAACUAUCAACCUGCUGAUCACAAAACUUGACCGAAUCAAGUUGUCCCUGAAGUACUGUAAGCCUCUGGUGGAUGCGCUACAACUGGGACUGAAGAAGCGCUUCAGCCACAUGUUUCACAACCCUGAGCUGAUCGCAGCUGCAAUCCUUCUCCCCAAAUGCAAAACAACGUGGACAAAGGAUGACGCCACCAUCAGAAUGGGAAUGGACUACAUCAAGGACCACCUGGAAGAACCCGUGCUGCAGCUAGGUGAUGGUAGCAGUUUAUUAGAUGAGGAGGACUUAUUCUCUGCCAUGAAGACCUCUCAAGCACAAGAAAGCUCCAAACAGCUGGACGGAUACCAGGCUUGUUCAGCUGAUCAUACGAAUUUGCUCAAGUCCUUCCCGGCAGUCUGUAUGCUGUCUCUGAGGCUAAACACAACCUUACCUGCAUCAGCUGCAUGUGAAAGGCUGUUCAGCAUUGCAGGACUUGUUUUCAGCAACAUGAGAGCAAGGCUGGAUUCCAGAGACUUUGAAAACCAGCUUUUUCUUCAGCUUCAAAUAAUGACAGCUUAACGCUAUGUAUAGGGUUCUAUUAUAGGAUGUUUUUUCUAAAGCAAAGUGACUGUGAUUGUAAGUGCUUACGUUUACUGGCUAUAUUCCUUCAUUAUUAAGGCGUAAUUCAAUUUUGUCUGUAAGAGAUUGAUUUUGAAGUGUUGUCUAUUUGAGAAUCCACAUUCUUGAUUUUAUCUGCGCUGUUCUUGUAUCCACAAGACUGUUACCUUUCAGAAAAGCUAAAAACAAAUAAAAGGUCUGGCUGUUUUGCCUUUUGGA